GUGCUUACGCGCCGAAGUCUCAGCCCGAGAGCUCGGUGUCUCUUGGCAACAGGUAACGUCGACCUCGACCUCGACCUUGAUUUCCGAGGUAUACAGUACAGACAGGAAGGCGGAUCUGCACCGCUUCGUAAGCUACUAGGAAGCCCUUGAUAGAAACCAUGGAAACUCCAACAUGCCCCUCUUGUCCUGCCGGGACCCGCCUCGUACCCGGCGACAACACCCUCUUUGUCUGCCAGAAAUGCGGUUACGAAUCCCACCUCGCCGCCUCAUUCUUUGACGAGAGGGACGAGAUGUUGGGUGGGAUGGACGCCCGGGAGAAGUAUUCUGGCAUGAUGAAGGACAAUACUAUCGGCGGGGCGAGGAUCGUCAGGACUUCGAGAGGGCAGGCCGUACCAGGUCAAGAAGAGUUACGGGCACAGCUCUAUACUAUGGAACAGAAUCAAGCCAUGAAGGAUUGGGUCGUGCACCUGGCGAUGGUCAAGCUCGGCCUGACCCAGAACACCGCCGACAGAGCAGACUUUUCGGGGAAAGAGAUUAUAAAGAGCCUGGCAAAGAGAAAUCGAACGGUGAAGGAUUACUAUAUCCUUGCGGCUUGCGUGGCGGUCCACGCUGCGGACCAAAAGAGGGUCGUCAAUCAUCUCGAACUUGCUGAAGUCACAGGAAUGAAUCCCGAUAGAUUACAACAUCACAUGAUGUUCUGUAGGAAGCAGCUCAAGCUCGAUUACGAUGCCGGCAAUCAGCCGACGAGUUACAUCGAGAUGGUCUUGCGUCACAUCAAAGCGAUCAUCGAGCAGCCCGAAGAGUCCAGGGUCCACAACAAAGAACAACCUUAUCCCGACGAGACGCUACACUUUUUACACUUGGCGCAUCCGGUCUUGUUGGGCAUCAGGAGGAUGUCGACCGAUAUCGCCGAGAUGCUCGCUACCCUCUCGGUCAACUAUGCUCGAAAUCCGGGAAUGUCGGCAUGUGCCAUCGUCCUCGCAGCGAUGGAAGGGGUCACCGGGGUCUACACUCACCAAAACGGGUGUCUGUUCGAUGAACUGGCGGCCUUUUUACCCAAGGCAUCGGCGUAUACCGUACGAGAGCGAUACCUCGAGAUCCUCAGUGUCGUCUUUGAUCUCGGACAGUACCUUGGAGACAUCGGACAUCCGGUGGAAAAGAUCCCCGUCUGGAGGCACAUGGUCAGAAGAGCUCCGCCAAGGCGACACAUGUUCGCGGCCUUCCUUCCAUCGGUCGUCCGACAUUGGAGGGAUCUCUUGGCUUGGCAAAAGAUCCAAGGGAAAGCUCAUCUGCAGACAGCGGUCGGUGAAGGGAGGUUGGACGGGGAAGAGCUUUGGAAGGUGUUGCUUCCCGGUAGAGAGUUGCCGAAGCCAUCGGUUCGUGGAAAGAAGAAGAAUGGGGCAGCCGAGGAAGAAGCGGUUGGAGAAGAUCCAAAGGGCACGUCGGCUGCUGGUAGCAGUGCGGGCGACACGGAUGUAGACAGAUUACAGAGUCCCGCAAGCCCUUCCGCUGUCAACAACGAUGUUGGAACUUCGGUUCCCGGGUCUUCGAACACGGCCGGCAAACGGCCGGCAUCGGAUUCGAGCGUCCUUGAUGGUGAACGACCUGUGGCCAAGCGGUCUCGUCUGUCGCAUCGCACGGAGGAGCAAAAGGCUGCGAGUCUCGCCCGAUCGAAAGAGUUGCGCAGGGAACGGGACAAGAAACGGCGUGAUCGUCUUAGGGUCGAGGCGUACGGUCGGCGCAAGACGGUCGUUCUGUCAGGCGAUGCGCAAGCAUGUAUGCCCUCGAACAAGGCGGAAGAGAAUCGAACCGCGACGCCGUGCUCACCCAUUGCGGCUCUCGGUCGGCGUCUCGAGUCUGAAGCUGGGCCGUCUACGGAUCCAGAGGACAAAUCAAAGAGAUCGCUUUCGUUGAAGAACCGAGCAGUGUACGCGCGCAAACGGAGAACCAAGCCGGAAGACUACAAGGGACCGGCGCAACAAUUUCGGCUCGUCCUCGCCUACCUCCGAAAAUGGCAACGGGCUCAUGCCGGGAAUGUGGCUGUCUCUCAGCACGAAUCGAACCUUCAGGUGGGCAACGCCUCCAAGCAGAAGAGCAAGGAUGCGCGUCUCAGGGAUAUGCUCCUAGCCGGCUUCCCAGCCAAAAAUCUACCCUUAUUCCUCCUGCCGACCUCGGUACUAGGAGCGCAAAUUCUGUUAGGAGACAUUGUCACGGACAAUCUGGAUGAUCUGAGUGAUGAUGCGCUGUUCGAUCCAGGAGAGCUCGACGACUAUGUCUGCUCGAUCCCUGAACAGGAGGCGAGGCAGAGGCAAUGGAACGAAGACGGAAUGGAUCGGUAUCUGCCCAAGAACCUCCAUCUUGACAACGCCGGUCAGGUUGCAGAAGAUACACCGAUGAAGGCAGGGCAUGACGAUGAAGAUGCGGCUCGUGACUUUAAUGAAGCAGUCAACGACAUGCUCGCGCAUGCCCACGGGGGCGCCAAUCCCGAUAUUGAGUGGAGCGAUGACGAUGACGAUGAUGAUCAGGAGCAGAAUGAGCUGGAUUACUAUUAACGACAAGCGCUCCA
This is a messenger RNA of Filobasidium floriforme, 2566 nucleotides long. RefSeq lists its product as uncharacterized. The record is from RefSeq and is a predicted model, not a curated record. The coding region runs from base 159 to 2552 and encodes 797 amino acids. NCBI's taxonomy places the organism in Eukaryota, Fungi, Basidiomycota, Tremellomycetes, Filobasidiales, Filobasidiaceae. The transcript has 3 exons.